AUAGAGGGGAAAAAAAUACAUGUUGCCAAUUUAAAUAUUGAUUGAAGAUUAUUUUUUUAUUUCCUAAAGGCUCUGUCCCUCCAUGGAUUAACAGGUAGAAGAAAAAUUGUGACUGGCACUGUAUGAAUAUUCAUUUUAGUGAAGAGAUGAUGUUAUACCAUCACAAUUUCCUACACGAUUCGAUUACAGAAAAUGAGAAAAAUCUCACUCAAAUGAGAAAAAUCUCAUUUUCAUGCAAAAUAAAGUAAAUCUGUUUUCUCUCUAUAGAUCUCCCAAAAUGGGAAAUUAUGUCUACUAUGACAUAUUUCAGGGUUAUAUUUUCAACUACAUUUGCCAAAAAUUUUAUUUUUCUUGAUUUCAUCUUUAUGAUUUGUGUGACCUGAUGACAUCAUCACUUCACUCAAAUGAAUAUUCAUAUUGACUGGUCAAGAAGUGUUUUCCGAAUCAUAACUUCCAUCUUUUCAUGAUUUUUGUAACAUUUUGUAGGGAAUAUUUUUUUUUCCUUUUUAUGAAUCCAGUUAUUUGGGCCUGGAGUUCUUUAUUAAUUCUAAGUUAAAGAGGAAAAAAAAGGGGGGGGGAGUGACAUAUGAUAUGUUACUUUACAGUUGACAUACACUGUAUAACUAGAUGUUCAUGUAGAGCAUUUCAUGAUCCUCUUUUGACAGAGUCAGAGACGUAACCGCCGCAUCUCACCCUACCAUAUAGCGGAGAGGUGGUGCGGCCUUGGAGAAGAUCAGGAGGGAUUUAAAAAAAAAUUAUCAACGAUGACAUAGGACAUGGACUUGUGACAAAUAAACCCUUUUUAAAGGGAGAUUUCCUCCUGGAAUAUCGUGGAAUAUUGUCCAUUGCUGAUGAUCAGGAUGAUGAGAAUGCGGAUUAUGUUUUCCACUUCUCGCAUAAAAGUACCGAGUAUCGGAUUGAUGCAUCAGAUAGCAAUUCUUGCCUCGCUAGGUGGGUCAACGAUGAUCAUGUGCAUCCAAAUAGCAUCAUGAAAAAGGUUGCAUUUGAUAAUAACUCCCCACAUUUGUGCUUGUUUGCUUUGGUGGACCUUAAAGAAGGUGUGGAACUAGCAUACGACUAUGGAGUAAAGAAUUUACCUUGGCGGCAGCCCAGUCUGGAAAAGGAACAGAACAUACCAUCUUCGCCCAGUCUGGAAAAGGAAAAGACCAUACUAUCUUUGAGCUCUCAAAUGAGAGGGAUGGACCUCCUGGGUCUAUGGAGCCAAAAAGUAGCCAUCCUGUUGCAAAAAGGUCAAAAGCGGAACGCAUUACCUGGACAGCAGCACAACACCAUGCUGUAGACACAUUUUCAAAAGAAAUUACAGGACAUUCCGAAUUCCAGGGAAAGAAGAAUGUGAGGAAUGUAGAAAUAAGUAUCCUGAACUUGCAACACUACCCUGGACUAAGAUUAAAUACAGGGUUUAUAACAUUAUUAAACAAAACAAACUAAAAUCCUAUUGAAUCCAUCUUACCUCAAUGAAGAAAAGUGUACACACACACAUGUAUGUAUAUAAAUAUGAUUUAUUGCACUCCAUGCAAAUCAUGAGGUUUGAUUCAAUCACAAGCAAAAACAAAUAAAUGAAUAAAAUGAUAAUAAUUCAAUUGUAUACUAUGCAAACAUUCAAAUAAUUUAUAUAAAUGUCAGAUAAUACAAAGCAAAAAGGUUUGUAAUUAAUAUGGAUCACCUUGAUAAAAUUAUAGCUGCAAGAAUGGUAAUUUGUAUAACUGCUGUUGAAUUGUCAAACCAUGAACAAACUUUCUACACACAAUCGGAAAUUGCACUUGAGAAGAAAAAAAACGAUACAAUAAAUUCAUUGCUGAAAUAAAACAAACAUAAACAUUCCUUUAUAAGAAAUAUGGAUGUGAUUGACAUUCAAUCUGCAUCGUACAGCAUGGACUGCAAUGUAUUAUAACAAAGAGAAUAUGCGUGUGUGUCAGCAUUUCUUUUAUAAGCAAAGUGUAUAAAGGUGGAAAGUGUGCACAUGUGCAGAAUACUCCAUCCACAUUUUAUAGCUGUACUGUGCAUUACUUGAAAUUAAUAUUUUUUCCUGACCUAUUUGAUUUCUAUCCCAAGUUAUGUGUAAGAGAUCAAAAUAAAUAUUCCAUAUUUCCACGAUAUUCCAGGAGGAAAUCUCCCUUUGAAAAGGGUUUAUUUGUCACAGGUCCAUGUCCUAAAACUGGAGAAGGAAAAUAUUUUGUUAAAGUUAAAAAAAAAAGUUAAAAAAAAAAAAAACCUUAUGGCAAAAUACCAUGUAAUCAUGGUCAUACGAAGCAAAUGUGUGUGUGGGGGGGGGGGGGGGUUACCUCCAGAAAAUGCUUAAAAUUGACGUUUCUUUUUAUUACUGAAUGUCUGCACAAUCGACCACAAGUGUGGACCAAAUCUUUCAAUAUCACAUUAACAAAUGCAGAAACAUGCUGCUAAUUUAAGGAUUUUUUACAAUCUUAGUGAUUAUAUUCAUUUUGAAAAUUCUGUGUUUAAUGAUCGAUAAAUGAUCACAAUGAUCAGACUUUGUGUAGAUUAUCAUUUAAGAAAAAUGAAGAGGUGAUUUCUGAGAUUUUGUACAUGUAAGAGAAAAGUUAUUUAUGCAUUAUGAAUGACUAACUGCAUGUAUGUCAAGUUCCUGUUGUCAGUGUUGAGUUUUAUUAAAAACAAAUCUUUGAAAAUGA
This is a messenger RNA of Strongylocentrotus purpuratus (purple sea urchin), 2666 nucleotides long. RefSeq lists its product as uncharacterized. The transcript is spliced from 7 exons. The record is from RefSeq and is a predicted model, not a curated record. Lineage: Eukaryota; Metazoa; Echinodermata; Echinoidea; Camarodonta; Strongylocentrotidae. Bases 989 to 1300 code for a protein of 103 amino acids.